UGGAACCUCGUGUGUGGGGACAGCUGGAAGGUCCCGCUGCAGCGCACGGGCCACCUCCUGGGCUGGCUGCUGGGGUCCGUGCUCCUGGGUGCGGGCUGUGACCGCUUUGGCCGCCGGACUGUUUUUGUGUCCUCCUUGGUCCUGGCCACUGUCCUUGGUGCUGGCGAGGCCCUGGCUGCCCAUUUCCCUGCCCUGCUGGUCCUGCAGCUGCUCCGAGGAGGCGCCUUGGCAGGGGCUUCCCUGGCUCUCUAUGUGGCACGCCUGGAGUUGUGCGACCCGGUGCACCGCCUGGCCUUCUCCUCGGGUGCUGGCCUCUGCUACGUGCUCGGUGCGCUGCUGCUGCCCGGGCUAGCUGUGCUGGCACAGGACUGGCAUCUUCUGCAGGGGCUGAGUGCCCUGGCAACCGGGCUCCUGCUGCUCUUUUGGGGCUUCCCAGCCCUGCUCCCCGAAUCCCCCUGCUGGCUGCUGGCUACAGGGCAGCUGGUGCGGGCCAGGAGGGUCCUGUGGUGCUUCGCAGAGGCCAGCGGGGUGGACCCUGAGCACAGCUCCUUGGAGGACAGCUCCCUGUCUACAGAGCUGGCCGACUUGGCCACAGGCAGCACCCAGCCUCGGUACCACUCGGUCCUGGGCCUCCUGCACACCCAUGUCACCUGGAGAAACACACUCAUCCUGGGCAUCAGCUCGCUGGUUGGUGGGGGCAUCCAGGCCAGCUUUCUGAGCAGCCUGGUCCCACUUGAGACGUCCUUCUACCUGCCCUAUUUCCUGGAGGCCAGUCUGGAGGCUGCGGCCAUCAUCUGCCUGCUCCUGACUGCCAAUCGCUGGGGUCGCCGCCUCGUCCUGCUGCUGGGGACCCUGGCCACAGGCCUGGCAUCCCUGCUGCUGCUUGCUGGAGCUCAGUACCUGCCAGGUUGGGUCACUCUGCCUCUGUCAGUGCUGGGCCUCCUGGCCUCCCAGACCAUGUCAGUGCUCAGCAGCCUCUUCGCGGCCGAGGUCUGCCCUACAGUGAUCAGGGGCGCCGGGCUGGGCCUCGUGCUGGGCGCCGGGUCCCUGGGCCGGGCAGCUGCACCCCUCACGGAGCUGGCAGGCCAGCGGGGCUUCUUCCUGCAGCACACAGUGCUCACCUCCCUAACCAUCGUGGUCCUGCUCUGCAUCCUGCUGCUGCCUGAGACCUGCGGCCGGGCACUGCCCGUGUCACUGGAGGAUUCCGACCGCCUGUGCCGCUCCCCUCUCCUGUGUGCCCAUCAGUCCCAGGACCACCUGCCCCUUCUGCUGCCCUCCCACUGAAGGCGCUGGUACAUCCCCACAGCCUCACCGCUGGGGGGCCCCUAAGCCCCAGAUGUCUGGCCUGGGGGACCACUGUGGGCAGAUCCCCCAGCCACAGUCAGUGUAGGCUGGACAGUGUGGGGACAGCACUAGAGUGUCCCCAGCCAGGCCCUCUCCCUAGCUAAGUGUGCAAGAUAAAGGCAGCACUGGAA
This is a messenger RNA of Chinchilla lanigera (long-tailed chinchilla), 1475 nucleotides long. It is a transcript of the gene Slc22a31, whose product is annotated as solute carrier family 22, member 31. Gene Ontology annotation, biological process: transmembrane transport. The record is from RefSeq and is a predicted model, not a curated record. Lineage: Eukaryota; Metazoa; Chordata; Mammalia; Rodentia; Chinchillidae. Gene Ontology annotation, cellular component: membrane. Gene Ontology annotation, molecular function: transmembrane transporter activity.